This is a messenger RNA of Thlaspi arvense, 339 nucleotides long. The record is from the annotation of a GenBank genome assembly. Lineage: Eukaryota; Viridiplantae; Streptophyta; Magnoliopsida; Brassicales; Brassicaceae.
AUGCAGUCAGGCUUAGAAGACCAGAACAGGACAUGCAUAAAGGCUGAUGAUAAGGAAGAAAACAUUGGCAUUGAGCUAUCGAAUGAGUCUGAGAGUGGUAUUGUGGAAGAAGAUAUACAGUCCUGUGGAAGAUUGAUCGAACUGAUAGAUGCUCAAUACAAUGUAGAAGAUGAUUCGCACUGUAGUAAGACCAAGAAAAGUGGCCGUGUUACAGAUAUCUACAUGGAGCAGGAAAAGGCAGUGCUUGAAACUUUCAGAGACUAUCUCCACAAGUACAUCAAGUUUGGAUUCAUUAAAGGUCAGGUUCAUUCAACAAGCGGGAAGCCAAACCAUAACUAA